Bombus huntii is the source of this 4445-nucleotide messenger RNA. RefSeq lists its product as uncharacterized. Lineage: Eukaryota; Metazoa; Arthropoda; Insecta; Hymenoptera; Apidae. The transcript has 4 exons. The record is from RefSeq and is a predicted model, not a curated record. Bases 2368 to 3597 code for a protein of 409 amino acids.
AAAAUAUAAAUAUAGAUUUUUUCACUAGUGAACUUAUUGAAAUUAUUUACAAGAAUGGAAAGAAUCUUUUAUUAUUGUACUAUUGUAUUUAUUAUUGUAAUUGCGUACUACUACUAUUAGAGGAACGCAAUAAGAUGGAUUGUUAAUCGUUUUAUAUUCGUUCAGACCAGCAAGUAUCUUUAGUUACCGUAAUUUCUCUUAAUAUUAUCACCCUUUACCUUUAUCACCCUACUUGUUUCUCUACAUUCACACGCGUGUACUUAUGUAUUAACAAGAAUAUAUACUGUCGAUCGAUAUAGUUUUGAAUAAAUUUUCUGUUUUAAUAAGAAAAAGCAUUAUUUUCAUUUUGUCUCGAGUAUUACCGAUAUCGUUAAAUUAUCUGUUUCAAUUUUCGAAUCGAUCUCGAGCAUAUUAUACAGGGUGGUUGGUAACUGAUGGUACAAGCGGAAAGGGGAUGAUUCUACGCGAAAAAAUAAGUCGAAAAUAUAGAAUAAAAAUUGUUCGUUCGAGGCUUUGUUUUCGAGAAAAUCCACUUUGAAUUUUCGCUCGGUACGCGUGCACUUUAUCGCGUCUCGUUAUGACGGAUCUCACUGUAGAUCGUUGUCUCGAUGGAAAAAUUUAAAAAUAAAAAUUGUUAUUCUAUAUUUUCGACUUCUUUUUUCGCAUAGAAUCACCCCCUUUCCGCUUGUACCACCACCAGUUACCAACCACCCUGUAUAUUGCGAUAAACAAUUGUUCGAAUAGAGAAUAUUCUUUCCACUAAUAAUAUCGCUAUAAAUAUUUAAUAUUUUACAAUUUUUAUAUUUAUUACAGAGAAAAAGAUUCACUCCUGGUGAAACUUAGCCGUUGAAGUUAGCUUAUCGAUCAUAAACGAAUAAUCUCUGUAUCUGCCUUUCUUUCUACGAUGUUUGUUAUCUUACAGUUAAACACGUACAUAGCAAUGCAAUGUUCCAACAUGACAAAGCUAUACUUCUUACUACCAAUUUACAGUUGGCGUAAUUCUAUGAUUUCCGGCGUUGAUACACUUAGAUACACUUAGAUACACACUUAUAUAACAGAGCUCGCAUGAGAAAUGUUUCCUCUUUAUUGUUAACUCUCGAGGGUGUUACACACGGCACGAUCUAUCGCGAAAUCCUUGUAUUUUACGAUAGAUUUGACAUUCGCAUCAAAAUUUCCGACGACCUGUCAUCGACAACCGCAUUGUUUCAUCCAUCCUAAGUGCGUAUUGUUAGCAACAAUAUCGUCCGAUUCUGGUUUAGUUUCAGUACCGAGUGCUGUACAACAGAGAAGGAAUCGUUAUUUUUGGAGAAAUUAUGAGAAGCUAUUUCCGAAAAAAUUAAAAGCUACGGUAUCUUCGUCAUUUUUAAUUUACGGAAUAGAUUUAUGGAUAAAUGAUAUUGCUUUUUUUCGAAAGAACCUCUUGGAGGUUCUUACAGGUUCGGAUAAGAAAGUUGUAAAAGAUGAUGUUUGUUAUUUCCUUCGCAACUCCUACCGAUCGCGAUUUCUUUGCAAUUUAUUACGCGUGUCAUUUGGUAAAUUAAUCCUUUAACUUCUCGAGGGAACUUGUCAGGUCGUUCGAUCCAAUUUCAAAAAAGUCAUUUUUGUUUCAAAGUGUGUCCGAGUAUGUCCUUUGUAUACUAUUGACUUUGAAUAAAAACAAAUUUAAAAUAUAAAAAUUCUAAAAAAGAACUAAUAAAGUACCUAAUAACGAAAUACCUCAAACUAAAGAUUUUUUCUUUUUUACCAUUCAAUUCCAAUAAAAAUGAAGUAAAAAUUUCUUUCUAAAGUCUACAAAUCUACGAAUCUAAAGACAUUCUUUUCUAAAGAUGUUAAUACGACCGAUUGUAUGUACAAGGAACAUGGUAAGAAGCGUCCGGUAGAAAUUUGCUUUAGAUCGCGCUACAAAUACUUUCCAUUCUAUUUUUAUUAUCUCGUGUCAAAGGUAAAAUUGUUGUUUGUCGAGAGUAACAUAAAAAAAUGUGUUCAUAGUGAUAUUUGAUCGUCUCGUGUGCAAAAGGACCGUUAAAACAACCUACUGUUCACGAGGUACCGCGAAAUUAAUCGUCGAUCAAAUAAAUAACGUUCAAUAAAUCUAAUUAUAUAUCAUAAGAUUUAUAUAUAAGUUCUCCGAUCUAUUCGUUGUAUCUGUAAUAAUUUGAUAAAUGUAUGUUUUAGAGAAAUUGUUUGUCGUAAGUACAGGUAAGCAAAUUUCGGAACAAUUACUUGUGACAACCUAUGAACGGUCGGAAAGGAUCGAUUCAGCAGAUAUUGAAAUCGACCGACGGAUUCCUAAUUGACAGUUUCACGUGAUACUGCACUGUUUCAACUUCAACGACGAUUUCAACGUUUACUCGCUGCUCUUACAAAAUGGAAGUAAAUCCUUUGAAAAUCGAUGAAGCCAUCAUCGAGAAAGCCCUUCGAAACAAGUUAUCGGAUGAAACUGUUAGAGUUUUGGAGAUCCAGCUAAACUGUAUGUCAGAAAAAGGAUUAAACUUUCUUAGUGAUCUGUAUAAAGCGCACAUCAGAUAUACAGCUUCUUCGAUCAAAAAGAAAGAGGAAACGAAGUCGGAAAGAUCGAUCAGUUUGGUUAUUAAAGCCGAACCUCUGAGGGAACUGUCGCGCGACAUCGUUCGUCAACAAAAUCUGUUUCUGAUCGAAUUGAAAGUUCUGCGUGACGUUCUACCCAAGAUGAAGGAAUUUGUUUAUCAUCAACUCGGUCCAAAUUUAUUAUGCGAUUUCGACGAUCCUCGCAUUCUUGUUAUGGAAAACUUGAUAAACAGAGGAUUCAUUAUGAAGGAUCGUCAGAAAGGAUUGUCGUUCGAACACUGCCGUUUAGUCAUACAACAACUCGCGAGAUUACACGCUGGAUCUGUCGCAGUUUUCGAAAAGGAUCCACAGAUAAUUGAAUCUUUUAUAGAUACUGGCAUUGUGUCGACCAAAUGUCCGAAAGCUUUUAUACGAAUGAUGGAAGUAAGCCUUCUACGAAUAGCUAACGAAAUACAAAGAUGGUCGAGCGAAAAAUACACGAGUGCGGCGAAUAAGCUGAUCAAAUUGUCACCAACUAUCGGAACGCGUUGUAUCGAUGUGUAUAAUUACGACGUGGAUGAAUUCUGCGUACUAAAUCACGGAGAUUGUUGGAUAAAUAAUCUAAUGUUUCGAGAAAACGAGAAAGGCCAGCCUAUUGAAGUCUUAUUGGUCGAUUAUCAGAUGGCUGUUUACACGUCUCCAGUUAUCGAUCUGUUGUACUUUUUGAACAUUUGUCCAGAAUUUCACGUAAAGUACGACAACGACGAUGAUUUUCUGGAACUUUAUCUGCAUACUUUGCAAGAGACUAUGAAAAAUAUCGAUUGCAAGAGAAAACCGCCCACGAUGGAACAGUUAAAAGAAGCGAUACAUAAAAGAAGGAUAUACGCUGUUUUCUCUGGAGUCGUGCUUUAUUUACGAAUGAUGGGAAGUAAAGAGGAUACCGAAGAUUUCGAGGAAUUAUUGACCAAGUUGUUAGGCGAAACUAAAAUGGACGUUUUCAGAAACCCAGACGCGGUGAAACUAGCGCAUAAAAUGAUCCCAAUUAUGAACGAAAGAGGUUACUUCGAUUAAAACAAUUCGUUUUAGCUAUUAAGAUAAAGGAAGAUUAUUUAUUCUCGAUCGUAUUCGGCAUUAUUUUGUAACGUUAUUAUGCCUAUAUAUAUAUAUAUAUAUAUUGCCAUCGUAUCUUGUAAAACGUGGCUACAAAUACGGUGUCUCGCGAAAGUAUUCGACUAUUUAUCGCGCAACCUUUUAUACGAAUAUAAUAUCACGUGCAUUAUAGAAAAAAUUUUGAAAUUCUGUCCGCACUGAGACACGUGUCUCGCGUUUGUUGCGAACAUACGCUUUGCGAAAAAUUAAUAUACAGCGUGGAUAGAAAUCCGAAACGUACAUUGAACGACGUACAGAUACUCUCGCUACGUAUUGUAGCUUAUUAAGAUAGCGAAUAACAGACUGUUCGAGUACCUGCUUUGCUAUCGUAUUUGAUAUCUCGUAACUUCUAUUUACGUUUACAGAUUCGUCUCGAGCUUUGCCAAUAUGCGUAAUCGCGAUAGUCUCGGGUAGUUACAGUGCCAGCGAGAUUUCAAAAUGUUUCGUAUAAUAGAGAAAUGAAAGACAGGGAAUAAUUUCUAGGAGAGUUGGAGUAUCCUUGCCAGCUACUGCCUUACAUAAGAAUAAAACAUGCUAUAAAAUUCCGACAUUCUUACUAAAUUAAUACUUUUUUCGUUCCUUCGAUCCUGGGAUAUAUCUUCUCUACUAAAAGUAAAGCGAGGAACUUUCGAUAUAUAACGCUGCUCGAAGUCGAGUUUAUCGAGUUUAUCAUAAACGUUGCGAUAUAUGGAAGAAUUGUAAUCUCCAGGAGAAUAUCAUUGUAUUUGAGAUUUGUAUCAGAACAAUUAAAUAUACGAUAUUAAAACAUA